UUUCCCGUAGCACAAAUGAUGCCAGAACUUAAUGCCAGGGACGGGGGCGGGAGAGGCCCCUCCAGCUGGUGGCAUCUGCGGGAAACCUGAAGGCCUCACUGAAGUGGGGCGUGGGCAGUGAGAACUGGGAGGGUAGGGGGGAAGCACAGGACAGAGGAGCAGCCAAGGGCCCUCCUACUAACGGUGGGGUUUCCAGGGUAAAAUCUGCUCCGCUUGGGCUCAUUGAGGUCUGCAUGCUUCAGCUCACCUGUUGGUUUGCAGUGGUUACUGAGCCUCUGUUCUGCACCAGGCCUCGUGGUGGCUACAAGGCAUACAGUUUAGGGCAGAGGUCAGCCGGGGGAGGCCCUUCCAAGGGAUCCUGGAGGCAGUGACCCUAAAAGACAAGACCUGAUGAGGAGGUUGGGGGAAAGAUGUAUUCCAGAACAAGAACAACCCGUGCAAAGGCCCUGGGGCAGGAGCGGGCUGGGCGUACUCAAGGACCACGAAGGCCCAUGUGGGGUGAGGUGAAGCAGAGGCUGAUGGCACAGAGCCUUCGGUACAGGGCGUGGUGCUCCGUUUCCUGGAAGGGUGGCGGGCAGCUAGUGGAGCAGCACCACCCAGUAGCGCAGUGUGCAGCACUGGAAGGAGUCUUGUCCAUGCCGUCCAGCACGGCCGCUACUAUGCCUGUGUGGCUGCUGAGCACUUGAAAUAUGGUCAGUGUGACCAGGGAGCUGAAUCUGGCAUUUUAUGUAAUUAUAAUUAAUAUAAACAGACACGCAUGGCUCGUGACUGCCGCAUCGGAUAGCACAGCUGUGGCGAAUUUUCUGCAGGAGGCAGUGAUAGGAGCCAGGCCCGGAAUAGAGUGAGUGGCUGGACGGAGGCAUGAGCCCCCGGCUACGUGAUUGGGCCCGGUAGCACGCCGUGGGACCCGAGUGUGCGCCCGCACAUGGUUUGGCCCUGCAGUGACCAGAACAGCCCGGGCCGCCACCAUGAUGAAGCUGUUGGUGGCCAAAAUCCUUUGUAUGGUGGGCGUGUUCUUCUUCAUGCUGCUUGGCUCCCUGCUUCCCGUGAAGAUCAUCGAGACGGAUUUUGAGAAGGCCCAUCGCUCCAAAAAGAUCCUCUCACUGUGCAACACCUUUGGAGGUGGGGUCUUUCUGGCCACGUGCUUCAACGCUCUCCUGCCGGCCGUGAGGGAGAAGGUACACGGGACCCAAAGCAUGAGCAUCGAGCAGCCACGAGGAAAGCUGGAGGAGGAGAGGCGCAGACAGCCCCCGCGCUGGACAAGUUUGGUCUGUCUCCAGAAAGUUCUGAGUCUCGGGCACAUCAGCACCGACUACCCACUGGCCGAGACCAUCGUGAUGCUGGGCUUCUUCAUGACUGUCUUCCUGGAGCAGCUCAUCUUGACCUUCCGCAAGGAGAAGCCAUCGUUCAUCGACCUGGAGACCUUCAACGCUGGCUCGGACGCCGGCAGUGACUCGGAGUAUGAGAGCCCCUUCAUGGGGGGGGCGCGGGGCCACACGCUCUACGCGGAGCCCCACCCCCACGCACACGGGCUGAGCGUCCAGGAGCUGUCGCACUCCCGCCCGCUGCGGCUCCUCGGCCUGGUGUGCGCCCUGUCGGCGCACUCCGUCUUCGAGGGCCUGGCCCUGGGCCUGCAGGAGGACGGAGAGAAGGUGGUGAGCCUGUUCGUGGGGGUGGCCAUCCACGAGAUGCUGGUGGCCGUGGCCCUGGGCAUCAGCAUGGCCAGGAGCGCCAUGGCCCUGAGGGACGCGGCCAAGCUGGCCAUCACUGUCAGCGCCAUGAUCCCCCUGGGCAUCGGCAUCGGCCUGGGCAUCGAGAGUGCCCAGGGUGUGCCCAGCAGCGUGGCCUCAGUGCUGUUGCAGGGCCUGGCGGGCGGCACAUUCCUCUUUGUCACCUUCUUCGAGAUCCUAGCGAAGGAGCUGGAGGAAAAGAGCGACCGUCUGCUCAAAGUCCUCUUUCUGGUGCUGGGUUAUGCCGUCUUGGCCGGCAUGGUCUUCCUCAAGUGGUGAACUGCCCAUCCCCCGCCCGCCGGACACAGUCGGUCUCCCACUCCCCCUCCCCCCAAGCGGGGGAGCUCAGGCCCCGGGCUGCCACCUGUGCACAGAGGGGCCGCGCCCCAGAUCCGACACCCUGAGCCUGGGGCACAGCGACCACUUUUAAAAAUACUUCUCUUAAAAUUCUUUACCAAAGCCG
Messenger RNA from Ailuropoda melanoleuca (giant panda), 2193 nucleotides. It is a transcript of the gene SLC39A3, whose product is annotated as solute carrier family 39 member 3. Gene Ontology annotation, biological process: zinc ion transmembrane transport. The record is from RefSeq and is a predicted model, not a curated record. Gene Ontology annotation, cellular component: plasma membrane. The transcript has 4 exons. Gene Ontology annotation, molecular function: zinc ion transmembrane transporter activity. Bases 969 to 2009 code for a protein of 346 amino acids. Lineage: Eukaryota; Metazoa; Chordata; Mammalia; Carnivora; Ursidae.